Molecule: messenger RNA, 2229 nt
Organism: Arabidopsis lyrata subsp. lyrata
Lineage: Eukaryota; Viridiplantae; Streptophyta; Magnoliopsida; Brassicales; Brassicaceae
Product: UPF0725 protein At3g19520
Source: RefSeq, a predicted model, not a curated record
AAAUCCUCUUUGAUUUUUUUUUUUUUUUCAUGUUGGCUUUUGUGGUGCUCUUAGUGGAAUGCCUGUUAUCUAGGGUUCUUCAAGGUCAAUUUAUCUGAAAUAGUAGGAUCCUAUGAUCUUCCUGUGGUGCUUCUUGACGAAGAUGAGAGUGUAAAUAUACUGUUGUUUUUUUGUGUCUUGUACAAUUGAAUAUCAGAUCGGAGAACACAAUCACUGUUUUGGUUAAGGUAAAGAAGGUUGAAUAUUUUUCCAUUUUCUUUGUUUUUUGAAGCCUAGUUAUUUUGCAAGCUAUUUGUCAUACUCAUGUAACAAUAUUUGAUCUUCUUUAACCUUGUUAGAUCUACAUGUAUUUAAAGUCAAAUUUGCUUCGCGUUGUUUAUGAGGAAGUCAAAAUUAAUGCUUGCUUAAUCUCCUAAGACUAUUUAUAUAUGUGGAAAUCUUACAGAUCAAAUUAAUAUAUCAUUGUACUGAGAAUGUCUCCUUUGUUUUUUUUUUUUGCUAAAAGAAUGUCUCCUUUGUUAUAUUGCAUCACACAACACUAGACGAUUGUGUGAUGUAAAAAUAAGAUGUGAUUGUGUGAACCAAAAAUAAGAUGUGAUGUAAUCGUUUACAAAUAUGGGUUCUUUUAUUUGUAAUAAGAUUUUCUUUUGGUGAACUUUAUUUGUAAUAAGAUUAUACAAGUAACAAUACUUGUAACAGUAUUAAAUGUAAUGUGCUAAUAAAUUUUCUCUGGCAGAUGUGAGAUUUGGGUUGAGAAGGCCCAACUAAAGCCCAUAAAGGAAUCUAUGGGACGAGUAUAUAAACUGCAUCCACCGCUCGCUACCGCCGAAAAUUCCGAACCACAACCUUGACAACGAAUAUGACGUCUCUGUUGGAAGAUGAUCGUAAGGAUUUCAGUGGGCAGAUGAAUUACUGGCGUCAAAUAGCCGAAUCCGAUGGUUUCGAUAUCAAUGAUGUUCCAGUACCAAGAGGAACCAGAGCUGGACUGUGGUCCGUCAACUGUCAACACCCACGUUUUAGGCUUAGGGCUUGUUUACCCAAGAUUUAUGCUAUGGUUGGUCUUCACCAUUACAAUUUGCUCAAGGGGACAAACUUCCAGCACCAUGACUUACUGAAAUACAACAAGUCAAUGAACUGUGUACGCUCUUACUACAUAACUUCGGUUGCUGUAGAUCUUUCUAGCCAAUUUCAGAAAACCUUUCAGAUUCGAGCUGAUGAAAAAAGUUAUGGGGAUUUGGAUUUGACGGUCUCUAUUGCUAGAAUUAAAGAUGAAGAGAAAGUGACCACACAGAAGCGUUUCAUACAUCACUUUCAUGGUGAAGCAGACGCGGAUGAUUUCUACCAAGGUGCAUUGCCUGAUUGGCCAUCAGUUGAUGAUUUUAAUGAUCAAAAACGAUUUUACCUGGUGACUGAAUCAGAUUUUCAAUCCAAUGAUUGGAUUCGUCUUUAUUUGAAUCUUGCAGUUUGUGGACGUCGUAAGAUGACUUCAGAGGUUUUUGUUUGUUGCAUUCAGAAUGAUUUGUCCAAGUUGCAGAUUCUGAAAGUGGCAAUAGAAACUAAGGAAGAAGAUUUGCAGCCACCGAGUAGGAGACUCAAGGCCAAAAGUGCAUAUGUCUACAUAACAUUUAAGGGCUUGGACAGGGCUCCGAUUGGUGAUGAGAUUGGUGAGCAUGUUGAACGCAAAGCUAUCGUUAGAAGAGUCAUUGAUGAGUAUUACUUUACUCUCCUGGGUGGGUUUUCGAUUGGAGAAAUUAAAAAGCUUUGAAUUCUGACCAACCUGUGAGUGGAGAAGAUCAAGCUUUGGACAAUGAACAGAGUUCUGAAAAGCGACCUCGCUUAGACUAGUUAGAUUAGAUAAUAAACUAAGUUUUUUUGUUAAUAACGUGGAUUUGUUUCUGUGCUGUUUUUAAGUGUACUGUUUCUAAGUUUUUAAGCUUAACUCCAAGGGCAAACCCAAGUGCCCUUUAUUAUCCCUACUACUUUUACAAAUGCUAACAAUAACAUGCAUAUGCAUGCACUUGUCAUAUAGUUGAGUUAUUGAGUAUUUUGACCUCUUUAAUAUGCAUAUUUCUUUAUUUCCUUCUCGUGUUAAGCUUUAUGUUGCACUCUCUGUGUUUAUUUUGUCUCCAAAUGUAAGGAAAAUAAAAAGUCGAUUCUUUUGAAAUGAAGGAAAGCGGUUGAAUUUAAAUGAUUAGUGAAAACAAAAUUUGGUUUGAUUGAUGCGAAUUG